AGGAAGCACGUUUUUUUACAACGUAAGCGGAAAGAGCCGGCAGGAGGGUGAAACCCGGGUCCGACGUGACUUCAAUCUGUCUGAAUAUCCACUACAUAUAAAUACAAGAAAACAUGUCUGGAGACGCAGAAAAAGGAAAGAAGAUAUUUGUCCAGAAGUGUUCCCAGUGUCACACUGUGGACAAAGGUGGCAAGCACAAGACCGGCCCCAACCUUUGGGGCCUCUUUGGACGUAAAACAGGCCAGGCAGAAGGCUUCAGCUACACAGACGCCAACAAAGACAAAGGCAUUAUUUGGAACGAAGAGACCCUGAUGAUUUAUCUUGAGAACCCAAAGAAAUACAUUCCAGGAACCAAGAUGAUCUUCGCUGGCAUCAAGAAGAAGAACGAGCGCGCCGACCUCAUCGCGUACCUCAAAGCUUCCACUUCAUAACCAACUCAUUCUUCUGCACAUMUUUUCUCGGUUUUUCGACCAAACCUCAGGAGACCAAGACUAAUAAUUUUAUUUUAUUUUUUUAAUCAAAACCGCAGGAACCAGAUCCGGUGAUGUUUGCUGAAGUGCUACAGUUCAUCAAACUGUAUAUUUAUUGUUGAUAUCAAUUGUUCUGCUCACCGUUGACUGAACGUCCUCUGGUUUUACUAAGUGUAAAAUUAUUAGUCGAUGUUCUGUGGAUUCAGAAUGUAAGGGAAUGAAUGCAGAUGUAGCUAUUUUUCCUUUUGUUUAUUUCAUAAAUUAAUUUCUUCUGAUUUAAUACCUCAACAAUCCUGCCACUUAUUUUUCCAAUUUAUUUGUAAGAGGAAUAAAAUUUAAAAAUAAACAGUGUAUAUUUCUUAA
Messenger RNA from Austrofundulus limnaeus, 833 nucleotides. RefSeq names its product cytochrome c-b. Bases 114 to 431 code for a protein of 105 amino acids. Lineage: Eukaryota; Metazoa; Chordata; Actinopteri; Cyprinodontiformes; Rivulidae. The transcript is spliced from 3 exons. The record is from RefSeq and is a predicted model, not a curated record. Gene Ontology annotation, molecular function: electron transfer activity; heme binding.